Oncorhynchus mykiss (rainbow trout) is the source of this 2238-nucleotide messenger RNA. Its product is annotated as V-set and transmembrane domain-containing protein 2-like protein. Lineage: Eukaryota; Metazoa; Chordata; Actinopteri; Salmoniformes; Salmonidae. The record is from RefSeq and is a predicted model, not a curated record. Gene Ontology annotation, cellular component: membrane.
CAUCCAGAGCCGAACGAGCUGAAGCGAGGUAUCAAUCAGCGAUUUGCACUAGAGGGUGGCUGCACCAUCAAAUCGCUUCAUAUCUGCGAUCUGCGCUUUUGUUUAAAAUCCGGGUCUAUCUAUACAACACGUUGCCUGGAUUUGAUCUUGUAAACUUAGUACACCUAAUGUGAGAGAGUGGCAAAGAAUACGGAAUCUCAAAUAAAAGAGAUGGGAGCCUUUGGGGUAAUAGUAGGGACUUUACAUUACAUGGGACUCUACAUCCAACUUAGUGCCUCCACAAGGCAAGGUGGACAUGCAGAGGUAGAGAACCACAUCUCCGGGAACGCUGUGUUCACAGAGGUCCCCCAUGACAUCACAGCACAGAGUGGCCAGGACGUGGAGAUGGCGUGCUCCUUCCGGGGGGCAGGCCCCUCCUACUCCCUGGAGAUCCAGUGGUGGUACAUCAGGAACCACAGAGACUGGACAGAGAAACAGCCCUGGACCUCCAAUCAGGUUGUACCCCAGGACGAGAGGUCAAAGGAUGCUACCAAAAUAAGUGUGGUAAAGGUUGCUGGGAGCAACAUCUCCCACAAGUUGCGUCUGUCCAGCGUGAAGCCGUCUGACGAGGGCACGUACGAGUGCCGCGUGAUCGACUUCAGCGACACCGAUAGCAAUGCCCGCCACCACAAGGUGAGGGCCUACCUACAGGUGGAGCCAGAGAGCAACCAUAACCCGGCGCUGCGCCACCAUGGGGCCAACUUUCAAACCAAGGACACCAAGGUUCUGGCAGGCAGCGGCCACCAGCCGGAGCAUGGCAAGCACUCGCCAGCAGCCCACCACAGCCACCACAAACCAACAGGCACUGGCAGGGAGCUGAGGAAGAGGUCUGCUGAGGAUGACAGCGCUACUGACUGCACUGACAGCUGUCCUCUAGGCCUCACAGCUCACCCAUAACCUCCCUAAUCUGCUCUGGCCUCAGCUCCAAGCUCCAACCUUGUCCUACACCCCAGACGGGCAAGUCCAGUCCUGGAGGACCACAGUGUGUAGAGACUUUUGAUUCAACCACCCCAGCUGUAACAUACAUGAUUAAACUAAAGUCUCUGUACACACCGCUUCCCCUGUUGCGUACCCCUGCCCUCUGCCCAACAUGCACACACCAAAUGGACUCUGGUGCCACCCCAGUCCUAUACCUUGGCCUCUCUCAUCUCCCCUUACACUGCCCUAACGCAACAAUGUCCCACCAAAAACACCUCAGCUCCACUCCCAGUCCCAGCCCCCUCUUUCUAUAUCACAACCCUCUAGAUCAGGGGUGUCAAAGUCAUUUUUCCCCGGGGGCCACAUUCCAUUUUCAACGAGGUCCAGAGGGCAGCACUGAAAAUUGGUUACAUUUCCUCACCGUCAAAAUUAGCUAAAAACUGUCCUAUAUCCAUAGUUUUGGGAAUUUAUGACGCUCCCUGACUCUCUAGCUUUUAUUUCUGUGAAUAUCAGCGAGCUGGACCUAGUCAAGAAACUGUAUGAAUGUUGAUACAUUAUAAUUUUUACACAGUUUUGAUUUGGUUUUAGUCAUUUUAAAGUAUAUUGACUUUGCCCCCCCCAAAUAUCUUUAAAUCCACCUCGCAGGCCGGAUUGGACCACCUCGCGGGCCGGAUCCGGGCCGUAUGUUUGACACCCCUACUCUAGAUGGUCUACACUCUAUAGAUUACUGUAUAAAAUGACGAAGUGAGUGCAUGUUCAACAUGUUUUCUUAGAAUGUUUUUCAACCAUCCAUGAGGAAAUACAGUUUUAAGUUGGACAGUUCACUUAUUGCUUUGUUCAUUCAUUUUGGUUUGUUAAUAUCUUAAGUUACUCUCCGUUUCUAUGUUGCAUUUGAUUUAGCCAAAGUAAGAUAGAGAAUACUUGUUUAUUUUUCUCAGCAGUUCAUUUGCUGCCUCUCUAUGGGCAACUUCAUGGAGAAAUAGAAUUUGCUCACUUUAAUUUGGCCAAAGCUGCUUUGUUUGAUGAAAGGUUUCCUCUCAACCAGAUCUAAACCAAUGUUUAUCAAAUAAAACCUGUUUGUGGUGUUUUCUGCUUUCCCUACAGACUGAAUGUGGCAUUGUGAAAGACAUGGAUUAAAGGAACUGUUUCUAGCUCUUAACUUUGCUUUAAUGUUUUGUAAGAAAUCAUUAUAAAAAUGUAUAUUUUAGAAUUUCUUCUAGGUUGUUGGUCUCGCACUAAAUGUAUGCCUUUAUCAAAUUAAAUAAAUUGUACAUGAACCUA